Molecule: messenger RNA, 5102 nt
Organism: Liolophura sinensis
Lineage: Eukaryota; Metazoa; Mollusca; Polyplacophora; Chitonida; Chitonidae
Product: transmembrane protein 201-like
Exons: 10
Coding region: 21-2141 (706 amino acids)
Biological process (GO): nuclear migration along microtubule
Cellular component (GO): nuclear membrane
Molecular function (GO): lamin binding; actin filament binding
Source: RefSeq, a predicted model, not a curated record
GCGCGGUUUCGCGGGUAAAAAUGGCUCUGUCUGUCUUGAUCAGCCUUUUGGCAGUCGGUGGAGUGGUAGGAGUGAUAGUUCUCGCUUACAGAAUGAUAAGACCCUCUUUCCCCGUGCAGGUGAACUGCUGGUUUUGUCAGAUGAACACAAAGGUCCCAUUCGGGAACCGUAACUGCUGGGACUGUCCGCACUGUGAGCAGUACAACGGCUUUGACAAGGAUGGUGGUUACAACAAGUCUAUUCCAGCCCAGCACGUGCAAGACUUAAAUCAUGACACCAGGAGGAGCCGCAGGAAUGGGGGUACGAUGUCACCAUCUGUGGGUAUUCUCUGCGAUGUGUGUAACAGAAACCAGCUUCUGAAGGUCAAGCAGUUGGCAGAUUUUGUACCGUUCAAUGAGGCAAAUUAUGAAGAAGAGGUUGAAAUUUUCAAGCAUAACCUAGAGCAUGUGUACAAGCUGUGCAGAGUUUGUGUGGCUUCUACUGAGUUAGAGAUUCAGCAACAAGAUGAGCUCCUCCAGAGCCGACUGAGCCCUGGAGAACUCAAGAAGCUUCAUUCCACAUCCCAAUCUCUGCUGUCACAGAGCUAUAGGGAUUGGGAUGACCCUCAGCCUUAUCUCUCCAUCUUAUCCACUAUUCUCCAUGCAUUGAGUCUUGUUUGUGCAGUAUCACUGUUACUGGCAUUAUUGCCUUCAUUUCUGAAGAGUUACAAUAUCAAGGGGGCCUAUUCUUCAUACUCUGUACAGUCUGUUGAGAGCCUGGAUACAUUUCUGGUCUUUUUAGGACUCUUUCUCAACAUCUUCUCCAAACUUCUGCUUGGAAAAUUAAGGGUAUAUUUUACAGAUGGACUCUGUGCCUUCUUGUGGCUUGGCCUCAUGUUUAAUCAUGUGUUCUAUCUCCAAGACGACCACAUCCAAUCAGUUGGAAGAGGCCUCAUGUUUAUUGGUUGCGUUGCCACCAUUGUCAUGACAAUUGUGUCUAUGCUGUGGAAGAGGCAACCCCGUAGUAAUUCUAACUUCAGUAUAAGAAGGUUAUCUAUGGAUAGCGAAAAAUCUGAAGAGGUAGACAGCAACACGACAAGUUCAUUCACUGGUGAUUCUACUUUUCUCGGGGUGCCAGCUCCUCAGGUGCCCUGUGGCUUUGGAACUCCUACCUCAGCGGCUACCUUUUCACGGCCAUUACAAAGGGAGGUAAUCCCAUCUCCUGCCUGGCAGGAGCAUUACCCAUGGAAUUCAUUGCAAUCGCAUCACGCCAGUGACAUGCAGCUGCAUCACAGACCUCCAUCAGUCAUCUCGGAGCCUGCCAGAAAACUCACAUCUUUCAGCACUGGUAACAAAAACUCUGAUUUGAAUUCAAGUUUCAUGUCAACAUUUUCAGAACCUAUUCGAAGGGAGACAACUUUAGGUUUGCAACAUAGCUCAAAGUCAGCGUUUAGGACAGUGCAGGCCGAGAGCUUUUCUUCCAGAGAUCGACCAGCAGAGACUAGCUUUUCUUCUGUCACAGGAUUUGGUGAUAUUGACCUGGAAAUAGACAGCAUGAAUCUGGGAGGAUCAAACCUGAGGCGGCAUGGCUCUGGUGUGUUUGGCAGUAAUGUCUCUCUCAAUCACCUAAUGACCGCUGGGAGUAAGCUUUCCGUGCCUCCUGUACCAAGAGGAAGACGACCGCUGAUCAGUCCGGCCAAGCUUGGGCCUGUCAUGCAGCGCAGCUCUACACCAUCUGAUCUUCACUCUGUCAGCUCUCCACUGUCGCAGAGAACAUUAUUUACGGACACCCAGUCCAUCAUCAGCGAUCAGUUCUCACAAAACAGCAAUUUGUGGCGACCCAGUGAGCACCCUAAAUCUAACCAGGCAUAUAUAAGGAGAUCAGUGAUUGGACAAGACGGUUAUAGCAGCCAUUCAAGAUCCAAUCAGAUAUAUUUAAGGAGAUCAGUGAUUGGACAAGACUGUGAUAGCAGCCAUUCAAGUCAAAGGUCACAGUCCAGCUUUUGUCCAGUGGACAGCACAACAGACAGAUGCUCAGAAAAAUUAUCUACAGUGUUAGAAGCAGUUCCCUGGUGGCAGAGUGGGUAUGUGAUAUUGAGUGUUUUGGCAUUGAGUCUUUUCACUAACAUGAUCAUUCUCUACACAACUGUGACACGUGUGUGAUGCCCACAGGAUCACUGUCUACACAACUGUGACAUCCACAGGAUCUCUGUCUACACAACUGUGACACCCACAGGAUCACUGUCUACACAACUGUGACAUCCACUGGAUCACUGUCUACACAACUGUGACACCCACAGGAUCUGUCUACACAACUGUGACACGUGUGUGACAUCCACAGGAUCACUGUCUACACAACUGUGACAUCCACAGGAUAACUGUCUACACAAUUGUGACACGUGUGUGACAUCCACAGGAUCACUGUCUACACAACUAUGACACCCACAGGAUCACUGUCUACACAACUGUGACAUCCACAGGAUCACUGUCUACACAACUGUGACACCCACAGGAUCACUGUCUACACAACUGUGACACGUGUGUGACAUCCACAGGAUCACUGUCUACACAACUGUGGCAUGUGUGUGACACCCACAGGAUUGCUGUCUACACAACUGUGACACCCACAAGAUCACUGUUUACACAACUGUGGCAUGUGUGUGACACCCACAGGAUUGCUGUCUAUACAACUGUGACAACCACAAGAUCACUGUUUACACAACUGUGGCAUGUGUGUGACACCCACAGGAUUGCUGUCUAUACAGCUGUGACACCCACAAGAUCACUGUCUACAAAACUGUGACACCCACAGUAUCACUGUCUACACAACCCAGGCACGUGAGUGACACCCACAGGAUCGCUGUCUGCACAACUGUGACACAUGUGACAUUCGCAGGAUCACUGUCCACACAACCCAGGCACAUGUGUGACAUCCAAUGGAUCACUGUCUACAGAAGUGUGACACUCACAGGAUCACCGUCCACACAACUGAGAUGCAUGUGUGACACCCACAGCAUCAAUUUCCCUAAAAAACUGUGACACCCUCAAAAUCGCUCUCUCUACACAAAACUCUGGCAUCCACACUAUGUGCAAUCUCUGUGCACAGAUGUGACUUGUGACACCCACAGGAUUCCUCUGUCCACACCCUGUGUGACACCAAAUGUGUGUUGGGCAGAACUGACAAAUUGAAUGUUCCACCAUGCCUAACAUGGAUUGAGAAUUGACUGUAUAAACGGCUUGAUAGCAUCUGGUCAUAAUGUUUGUGUAUGAAAUUGCAGGAUCUAUCAUCAUGGAACAUACUCUUUAUUUGAUGUUUUUUCAAUGUGUUAUCAUCAAACCAAAAAAAUUAGAAAAGUUGCACAAGCUUGUGGAGCAGAUGGGAAGAGUUUGUUUUUUUUUUUUUUGCUUUUUUUUUUGAAAAAUGCAAAUGCAGUGUACUGAUACUUCAAAAAGAAUUGAAUGAACACCUGUAAUAUUGUUCAUCAUUAUUAACCUCUUGUUUUAUACUGAUGGCUUUUAUACGUCAUGGUCAAUGUUCAGGGUUGUUGUUGUAUUUACACAUGUACACCCUACAAACAUAUGUAUGGUGGGGAAUGGUUUUGUGCAUUUAGAGUUGUAUUAUACAUUUUAUUUCAAAGUUGUGGCAAUGUACAUUUUUUUAUUAAUUUCUGUUUUUAUAUUCUAGUUUAGUAAAUUAGGAAAAUUUGUUGAUGAAACAUAUAAUGAAAGAGAACAUGUUAAUUUUUAUGUUUGCAUUUUGUUAUUCAUUUAGAUUGUUGGGUUUAGUCCCGGCCUUGGAGAUUAGGUUGAUUUUCCCACCGUGUUCGUAUAGCGCCCUUUUUUACGCUAAGCGGUCAGUGACGCUUUUGGAGCUGAUUGCGCAGUCGUACACUUGUUAAAAAAAAACUUAUAUCACACCAGUACAGCUAGUAAGUUUUACAUCACCGGUAGGAAAGAUCAUCAGUAUCUUGCCAAAGGCUGACGGAUAUGCGAGGGUUUGAUGUUGACAACAUGAGGCCAUGACAAGUGGAAGCUAUUCUGUACUUUAUUAGUCUCUAUGAGUUUCGGGGUGUGGCUAUUUACAUCUGUAGUAGCCCAUAGUAUUGGCAUAUACAUGUAUGUAGGUCUUGUAAUCGAGUUAUUUAUUAAUUCAUUUCACUGGUGUUUUCACGCCGUACUCAAGAGUAUUUCACUUAUACAUUGUGGGCAAGCAAUAUGGUUUGAGGAAUCUGGUCAGAGCCCGGCGGAAACCCACAGCCAUCCAGAAGUUGCUGACAGACCUUGCCACAGCCGGAGAGGAAGCCAGCAUGAGCUCAACUCACAGUAACCACAUUAAUGAGAGGCUUCUGGGUCAUUGCGACACGCUAGCAUGCUAAAAACCACGGCCUGUAAUGAAUUGUGUAGGCCAUAAUUAUGCUAAAUCUGUAAUUGUACUAAAGUUAGUAAUGACAGUAUCAGUAUAUUACCGUCUGAAGAUUGUGCAUGGUACUAAAGCCUCCAUUUUGAGCAAAUUAAACAAUGGUUUCCUUUAGAAAGUAAUAUACAUAGGCAAUAUAAAGGGAAUGUUGUGGCAGUAAUUGUUAGUCUCCCAUCAAACUGCUCUCUUAGGAUUAGCCACAGACAUCGAUUCAAGAUCAGAGACAUCACACUAGGGGACUUUUGAGUUAAACUCUAAUCGCUAAAUGUAAUAGUCUUAGUGUUUUAUUUGAUUUGCUAAAAAUGUUAGGCAACUUCAUCACAUUUGUGAGAUUCACAGAAGUUAUUUAGAGUACACAAAUGAUGGAGAAAAGUGCAGAGCUGGACGUUUGUGAACUUGAGAAAUUUCAUAAAGGGAACUUGUUAUUUUUACCUCUGCAACACGUUGAGCUAUAAAGCGAUCAAUGAAUCAAUGUCAACAAAGGUUGCCUAACCCGUUUCAAAAAGCACAUAUCGUUGACGUAUAACAAUAGAAAUAGAAAUACUGUUAAAAGGUGGAGAAAACGUAAACAUUACAUGAAGUUCAGAUGAAAGAGUGAGAAAAGUUGGUUGUGAAUGUGGUCUUUAAUAUUUGUUUUCUUGAUUUUUCUUUAAGGAGACAAAGACAUCUGAGAACAAUUUUUGUAUGGUGGGUAUGGUGGGCUUUUG